CUCGACCUAUUCCCCCGCACAGUCGUAAAUUUCAAUAUGGCCGACGAAAAGGAAGAGAAACGGAUUUGUGCCAAAAUUGCCCAUUGAUGCAGUUCAAAAUGUAGUUUUAUUGUAAAGCUAUAGCUUUAUAGCUGAAUUGCUCAUUGAUACAGUUAGCAAUGUCGAAUUCUGGAGACUUAUGGAUUUCCCGGUUAACUGCAUUUCGUCAUGCACCUUCUGAUUUUCUGGCCGAAGUCUCUGGGGCAGAAAACUUCCUCCUGGACAUCUUAUCGGCACUAUGUCAGGAAAAUAUCCAAGAGCAAAUCAAGCUACAGUUGUUGGUAGCUGUACAGGAAAUGCAUUCAAGCUUAUUACCUGAUGCUACAAGUGUUGAGUGUGCGGUUGGUUCUUUGAAGGACAUGUUCCUUCAUCCGACAGGUCAUCCAUCCAAUCUCUACCUAAGUCAGAUCUUAGUCACUGGGACAAGUAUUCUUAUCACCUCUGAUUUACUGACAAAGCAUCAUGAAGUGUUUGUUGACUUUGUUGCUGUACUUACAGAUGUUAUAGAUUCUAGGACAAGUAAUUUGAGUAACCUCCUCAUGAGAAAAGCCGCUUGUGAAUGUCUUUGGGAAUUAGAGCUUGCCUACCCAGGUCUGUUUCAAUCAAAAUUGGAUCACCUUUAUGAUAAGUGUGCCGCUGAGAACAGCUCAAUAUUUCAAAGUUAUUUGGUCUUAUUUGUUACUGUGUUGCGUCAUGCCAUAGAAAAUCUAGCCAGGAACUCAGAGAAUGGCUUGGAAGCAAACUGCAUUAAUGCAUUGCUGACUAGUCGCACAGAACCACUAAAGCCUCUGUACAUCUCGUCGCAACUAUCAGAAAAUACCUUUCCAGUACAUCUGCAUUCUCCGCCCUGUGGCCUACCAGCCAUGACAAUACCGCUCAGUGUGGAUAUGCGCGAGUUGAAGAGGGCUAUUUCAUUUCUAAUAGAGAAUGCACAUCUGCUCAACACUAAUGGGCUCUGUUUUGCUAUGACCGAGCUGAUGCAAUGUGUCAAGCUAGCAAACCUUUCUCCAAUAACUUUCAAGUCUCAGUUUAUCCACUGGGUAUCCACAUCUGAUCUCAAGGUUUUCCAUAUGCUUCUGCUUAUGAAGCUUAAAUUUUCCAAUGACAUGUUCCAACAAAAUGACGAGUUACUGCUACUACAAAGGCUACUGGUACGAUCUAGCCAACCAACCUUGACCACAGGCCAGCGACUUCUAUCAUAUGAGUGGCUUAUGCACUUUCCUGAAGAGUGUAAAACUGGUCAUGCUCCUGUGGAACCCCAGACUUCUCUAUUUCUUGAGGACUCCCAAUUUGGCUAUUUUUACCCAUUACCAUUUGACAGUGUCGAAAUCAUCCAGACGAAACUGAAGCUACUGUCCCUGUGUAUUUGGCCGUCUGAAGUUCAAGAUAAAGCAACCUUCAUCCUGAUGAACUGUCUAGCGCUGCUCAAGAAACAUGUAAUGCUUGGCCUUAAUGGAAAGGCAGUCCGUGCAUUAUUCAGAGUUGUUUUCUUGUACUAUCAACACCAUGCCGAUACAGCUCUUGCCCAGGAAAUCUACAGGCUUGUUUUGUUGGUCGUUACUAAGCAUCCCAAGUUUAUGCCCUUUGUUGUCGAUUUUCUGGAUUCGGUUGCCAUAGAAACACCUGACAGCCGCUUUCCUAUCGAUCUUCUACAAGCACUGAGCCAGCAUAUCAUCAGUCAGCCCAUCUCGGUCAUCUUGCCGAACUUGGGGCAUCACCUCAAGCUGCUUGGUCAAGCCAUGAGAGAGACGUAUAUCUCACCCCUGUCCACCAUUCAGUUCCUCAGGCAAAUCCUACAGAGUUCCGAGAUUGCAGAGAUUGGGGACUGGAUCGAGGGGAAUUGCGUUUUGGCUGUGUGUCACAGCAUCUUGCAGCAUCAUGACACUGGAGAGGUGGUUGGAGAUCUAGGAAACCUCUUGCUGCAAAUAGCUACUACCUUCCAAGACAUUGAUAUUCGUGACAGGGCGCGUUUCUACUACUCUCUACUGACAAAUGUUUCAAGUGAAAAAGCUUCCAAGAUACUUCAGUCAGACAUGUAUUCUAAGCAGUCGCUACCACAUGUGAUGGCAGAAGACAUAACGUCAACAUCAUUUCCAGUUGCACCCCCUGUACAGCAUGUCCAGGUCCCCUUUCUCAAGCUUACACGUGUUGAAGCGAAACAAAAUAUCCAAGUUUGCGAAGACGAAGUUGAGAUUUCCUCACUUGAUCUUAAGCCAUACGGCCUUCUCGGUGCUUACACCAAUAUGGUGGAAGGCAAAUCAUGGAAACCAGAGAUCCCGAUUCAGUUCUACGUUCAUUAUGACGCGUCUUCAAGGACAGAGUCAACUCCAAAUGAGAUUUUCGCCCUCGUGCUACGGCUCCGCACAAAUAGAAAGUACAAAUCCAUCAAAGAUAUCCUUAUACCAUGCUUGUCUGCAUCAACUUCAAGCUGCCCUAGCGGAGAGUGCUAUCAAAUCACGGUCAAAUUCCACCCGGAGGAGCCUGUACCAGCCGUCUACAAUGUCAGCGAGACAAGACCGGCUUUCUCCAGGGCAUCAUUGUAACUAUUGGAUGGGAAGAUUAUUCUAAGCGCUCGUUUCUGGAUACGCUCUAGACCAUCUGAAAGAAACGCAGGCAGGCCAGCGUACACCGUGGCACCGUACUCUAUGACUGAUCGUAUUAACGCCGCACAUUUUGUAAGUAAGCGCAGGGCAUAUAGCCUACGAUUUGACUUUUUGCAAACGUGGUCACAGUGGACAUCCCAUGUGAGGUCGCUAGAGAUGUCGAUACCGAGAAGUUUGAACGACUUGACACAUUCUAGCGUGGUACUUCCGACAUAGAUUGGGCGCCACGUACAAGCACGGUAUUGCAAAAAAUCAAUGUCCAUGAUCUUACAUUUGGACGGAUUUGAACACAUGUUGUUCUUUAUAGCAAACUGGUGUAUAUCGUUUACAAUAUAAUCUAAUACAGAAGGAGAGUUUCUUGGUACAAUCUCGACGACAGUGAGAUCAUCCACGUACUUUACCCUAGGUGCCCAGGAGGUGACGAGAUCGUUCAGCAUCACGGCAAAGAGGAUUGGGCCGAGCCGGGUACCCUGUGGUAUUCCUCCAUUUAGCGCAAGUGUUGAUGAAGCCGCUGACUCGAUUUUCACGAACUGAGAUCUACCUUGAAGGAAUUCCGCCACCCAUCUAAGCAAAGACUGGUGGAUAUCGAAUUCGCCUAAUUUACGCAAGAGGAUGUGAUGGUCAAUUAAGUCGAACCUUUUGCGAUUAUCGGCAAAAAACAAUCUUGCCGCACAGUCUCCUUUGUCAAGGACGUCAAGAACAAGGUGUAAAAUGUAACAGAAGGCUUGUGAUGUGGACUUUCCUCCGACCGCAAACUGCUUUGGAUCCAGUUUAGCUAGGAUGCGCGGAAGGAGCCGCACGAGGGUAAACCGUUCCAAUAUUUUAGCUAUUUGACAAGUCAAGGAGAUUGGGCGAAUAUGGUUUUCAAUGACUGAGGCAGGACGCUCUUUAGGAAUAGGGUUGACAGCUGCGCAUUUCAAGAGCCAGGGUAUGCGACCUUGACGGAGGGAAGAGUUAUACAACUCGGCGACAACAGGUGCAAGUUCGAAAGCAAAUAGGGACCACACCUUGUUGGGGAUCCCGUCCGGGCCGAGAGCCUUCCUUAGCUUGAUGGAACGUAGUGCUGCAGUAGCUUCCCGCGGGGUAACAAAUAGAUCGUCGGGAAUCUCAGUGACAGAUGUCGCGUCGACGUCGUUAGUAGUCAAGGGGGCGAACUCAGACGUAAUCCCUGUGAAAAAGGUGUUAAUAUUUUCACUUAACUGUUGGAUGGUGACAAUGUUAGUCCCGUCAAUUAACUGGUUGAACCAUUGAUUGUCAUUUUGAGACAUUCCUGACAGUGACUGGACCUCCCUCCACCACCUUCCAGGGUUGGACUGUUUAAGUGUUGCGACCUUGACGUUGUAGAAUCUUUGUCUGCAGUCCUUAAUAUGCACUUGGACUUCGUUACGCCAGUAACGAAACUGCUGAGAAUCUUUUCCGAACAGCGACAAGCAUUUCUGUCUCUUAGAAAUCAUAGCUUUGAUGGCAGAGGCCAGCCACGGCUUGUCGUUUCCAUGGAUACGACACACCUUAGAGGGAAGGAAUGUGUUAAUAGCGACAGAUAGUGUUUUAUAGAUGAAAUCCCACUUCUGCUGGCAAGAUUCUAGCGUGAAAAGAUAGUCCCAGCUAAAACUUGUGAUCCAACGAUCAAAAGCAACCAGUGUCGCGCUUUGUGACCGACUUUUUUAUGGCCUUGGUUGAGUCUAUAUGCGGUCUUAUCAAAACACAGAAAUGGUCGCUGGACCCGAGCUUAGGAAGUCGUUCGGGGACGCCAGUUGAUUAGGUAGAUUUGUUAUGCACCAAUCAAGAGUUCCCGUGUCACGUGUUAAAACUUUGAUUACCUGGGGAAAGCCCGCACGAUACAUAUUCUGCUUAUUUGAAAUAGGUGUAUAACCGCAGAUAGGCAAAGAAAUUUUGAGAUAUAAAAGCUAUAUAAUUCCCUUUUCUAACUUACUUUGCGUUUAUAGAAAGUUCAAGAAGAAAUCUACACUCUGUGUAUGGUGGCCGCAAAAGUUUUUGCUGGCGCAGCUGGCCGAGUGAAUUUUUUUUUCCGAAUUCAAUUUCAAUUUAGAAUUACAAAGUGAAAUCAAAUCAAAGGUAAAAGUUAAAUGAAAAAAUCAAAACGAAAUUAAAAGUCACAUUCAAAGUGAAAUUGAAAAUAAAAGUCGAAAGUAAAAUAAAAAGUAAAAGUGAAACAAAAUUAAAAGUGAAAGUAAAACGAGGAAAAAAGUAAAAGUAAAAUGAAAUAGCUACUAUGUCAUCACGCAGAAAAAGUGUGUAAGAGUGACCACAGUGAGUGACCGCUUUCGCAAGGUUUGCUCGGAUAUACUUCGGGCUUUGUUCGUUAUGAAGCGCUAGUUUAGAAUAACUUAUAAAGAAAAAAAUAUCUAAAUAAUCAAAAGAUUUUGGGAUUUGU
Molecule: messenger RNA, 5037 nt
Organism: Nematostella vectensis (starlet sea anemone)
Lineage: Eukaryota; Metazoa; Cnidaria; Anthozoa; Actiniaria; Edwardsiidae
Product: AP-5 complex subunit beta-1
Exons: 31
Coding region: 159-2582 (807 amino acids)
Biological process (GO): endosomal transport
Cellular component (GO): lysosomal membrane; AP-type membrane coat adaptor complex
Source: RefSeq, a predicted model, not a curated record